AUGGCGUUGAAGAUACCCCCUAUCAGUAAAUUUGGCAAAGACUACCUGACAGGAAGGGUCACUGAAGAAGGAAGGAUGGUUACAGAGGAGAAUGUCUCUGCAGUGAUCCAGCGGAGUGACCUCCCAUCAAAGAAGACCGACCUAGAGAUGUUCACACUACCAAUCUCAAUUGGAGACAUUCAAGUGGAGCACGCAAUGUGUGAUCUAGAGGUGUCUAUCAGUGUGCUGUUGUAUUCUAUAUACAAGAAGCUGGGAGAGCCUAAGCUUCUCGACACCGACAUCAUGAUACAGCUAGCCGAUAGGUCUUGCAUUCACCCCGAGGGAAUUCUUGAAGAUGUGAUAGUGAAGGUGAACAACUUCAUGUACCCAGUCGACUUCUUCGUCAUCAAAAUGACAGAGCCAGCAGCGAAGGAGUCUAGUGGAGUCUUAUUGGGGAGGCCAUUCUUGUCUACAGCCAGCACAAUAAUCGACGUCCGCAAAGGGACGAUCAGUCUGGACUUCAAUGGAGAACAAUUCACGUUCAACAUCGAUGAAGCGAUGAAGAGGUCGAGGGACAGUGAGAACAUGCACUCAAUGUACACAGUCGAGCCUCUGGUGCAAGAGUAUCUAGAAGAGGAGUCCUACAGAGACAAUUCACAGACUCUGCAGCAGACGAAGAAAUUGAGAAAGAAGUCACUGACUGGUACGACGCUAUGA
This is a messenger RNA of Salvia splendens (bonfire salvia), 696 nucleotides long. RefSeq lists its product as uncharacterized. The transcript has a single exon. The record is from RefSeq and is a predicted model, not a curated record. NCBI's taxonomy places the organism in Eukaryota, Viridiplantae, Streptophyta, Magnoliopsida, Lamiales, Lamiaceae. The coding region runs from base 1 to 696 and encodes 231 amino acids.